UGCUGGGUCAUAUGGAAGUUGCAUGUUAAGUUGUGUGACACUGCCAAACUGAUUUCCACCAGCAGUAAAUGAGUGAUCCAGUUUCUCCACUUUGUCACCCUCGUUUGAUGUUGUCAUUGUUUCUUAGCUUAGCUAUUCUGUUAAGUAGGUAGUGGUAUCUCAUUGUGGUUUUAAAUUGUAUUUCCCUAAUAGCUAAUGAGGUUGAAUGUCUUUGCAUGUUUUUAUUUGUCAUCUGUAUAUACUCUUCAGUGAAAUUCAGUGAAAUGCCUCUUCAUGUCUUUUGCCCAUUUUCUUUUCUUUUCUUCUUUCUUUCUUUUUUUCUUUUGACACUCUUACUCUUUUCACUUAGAAUAAUGCCCACCAGCUCCAUCCAUGUUGGUAUGAAGGACCCUCCUUUUUUUUUUUUUUUACAGCUGCUUGAUAUUUCAGGGUGUGUAUGUACCACACCUUUCUUUAUCCAGUCUACUGUUGAUGGGCAUUUAGACUGAUUCCAUAUGUAUGCUGUUGUGAAUAGUGCUGUGGUGAACACAUGUGUGCAUGUGUCUUUAUGGUAGAAUGAUUUAUAUUCCCUUGGGUAUAUACCCAAUAAUGGGAUGGCUGGAUCGAAUGUUAAUACUGCUUUGAGUUCUUUGAGACAUCACUAAAUUGCUUUUCUUCUGUAGAUGUCUGUUAGGUCAUUUAGUUAUACAUUCCCACUAGUAUUGUAUAAGUGUCUAGUAGUGUAUAAGUGUCUCCCUUCUCCACAACCUUUGUUAUUUUUUGACAUUUUAAUAAUAGCCGUUAAAUGCCUGGGGUGAGAUGGUAUCUCAUUGUGAUUUUGAUUUGCGUCUCUAUUACUGAUGUUGAGCAUUUUCUCAUAUGCUUGUUUGCCACAUAUAUGACUUCUUUUGAAAAGAAUCUAUUCAUGUGCUUUGCCUACUUUUUAAUGGAGUUAUUUUUUGCUUAUCGAUUUAAGUUCCUUAUAGAUUCUAGGUACUAGGCCUUUGUUGGAUGCAUAGUUUGAGACUAUCUUCUCCCAGUUUGUAGGUUGUCUGUUUACUCUGUUGGUAAUGUCUUUCGCUGUGCAGAAGUUCCUUAGUUUUUUUAGGUCUCAUUUGUCAAUUUUGGGGUUUUUGUUGUUGUUGAUGUUGCUAUUGCUUUUGGCAUCUUUGUCAUAAAAUCUUUGCCAGGGCCUAUAUCCACAAUGAUUUUCCUAAAUUAUCUUCCAGGAUUUUUACAGUUUGAGGUCUUACAUUUAAGGCUCUAAACCACCUGGAGUUGAUUUUUGUAUAUGGUGUAAGGAAGGGGCCAAGUUUCAAUCUUCUGCAUAUGGCUAGCCAGUUAUCCCAGCACCAUUUAUUGAAUAUGGGAUUCUUUCUUCAUUGCUUGUUGUCAACUUUGUUGAAGAUCAGAUGGUUGUAACUGUGCAGCAUUAUUUCUGGGCUCUCUAAACUCUUCCACUGGUCUAUGUGUCUGUUAUUAUACCAGUACCUUGCUAUUUUGGGUACUGUAGCAUUGCAGUAUAGUUUGAAGUUGGAUAACAUGAUGCCUUCAGCUUUGUUCUUUUUGUUUAGUAUUGCCUUGACUAUUUCAGCUCCUUUUUGGUUUCAUGUGAAUUAAAGAAACUUUUUUUCUAAUUCUGUGAAGAAUGUCAUUUUUAGUUGGAUAGGAAUAGCAUUGAAUCUGUAAAUUGUUUCAGGCAAUAUGGCCAUUUUAAUAAUAUUGAUUCUUUCUAUCCAUGAGCAUGGAAUGUUUUUCCAUUUGUUUGUGUCAUUUCUGAUUUAUUUGAGCAGUGUUUUGUAAUUCUCCUUGUAGAGAUCUUUCACCUCCUUGGUUAGCCAUAUUCCCAGCAAUUUUACUCUUUUUGUAGUUAUCGUGAAUGGGAUUGCAUCCUUAAUUGGCUCUCAGCUCGGAUGUUGUUGUACUAUAGGAAUACUAUGAAUUUUUGAGCAUUGAUUUUGUAUUUCAAAACUUUGCUGAAGUUGUUUAUCAGAUCAGGUAACUUUUGGGCAAGAAUAUGGGGUUUUCUCAGAAUAGAAUCAUAUCAUCUGCAAAGGGAUAGUUUGGGUUCCUCUUUUCCUGUUUGGAUGCCCUUUAUGUAUUUCUCUCGCCUGAUUGCUCUAGACAGGACUUCCAAUACUAUGUUGAAUAGGAGUGGUGAGAGAGCAUCAUUUUCUUGUCCCAUUUAGUACGAAGUUGGCUGUAGGCUUAUUAUAGAUGGCUCUUAUUAUUUUGAAAUAUGGUUCUUCAAUGCCUAGUUUGUUGAGGGUUUUUAACAUGAAGGGAUAUUGACUUUUAUUGAAAGCCUUUUUUGUAUCUAUUGAGAUGAUCAUGUGGAUUUUGUUUAUGGGAUGAAUCACAGUUAUUGAUUUGCAUAUGUUGAACCGAUUUGCAUCACAAGGAUAAAGCCUACCUGAUCAUGAUGAAUUAGCUUUUUGAUGUGCUGCUGGAUUCAGUUUGUGAGUAUUUUGUUGAAGAUUUUUGUGUCAGUAUUUUCAAGGAUAUUGGCCUGAAGUUUUCUUUUUUGUGUUUUUGCCAGGUUUUGGUAUCAGGAUGAUGCUGGCCUCAUAGAAUGAGUUAGAGAGGAGUCUUUCGUCCACAAUUUGUUGGAAUGAUUUCAGUAGGAAUGGUACCAGGAAUGGUGGAAUUUGACUGUGAAUCCAUCCGGUCCUGAACUUUUUUCUGCCCUGUGUCUAGGUCGUUUGGGAAACGCCUUGGAGAGUCAAGAAUAAAAUUGCAGGUCAAACAAUGGAUGACUGGAAAAGUCGGCUUGUAAUCAAGAGCAUGCUUCCCCAUUUCGCCAUGGUGGGAAAUCGUCAGGAGCCCAGAAAGCUCCAGGAAUCGGGAAAGAAGCCCUCGUGGAUGGAUGAAGAAGGAAAUUUAUCUUUUCUCUACAAGAGCAGCCCAGGAAGAAAGCAUCAGGGAACUGUUAAGAGGAGACAAGAAGAAGACCACUUCCAGUUUCCAGACAUGGCUGAUGGGGGCUACCCUAAUAAAAUUAAGAGGCCUUGCCUUGAAGAUGUCACCCUUGCUAUGGGCCCGGGAACCCACCCUGAUACUGCCUGUGCAGAGCUGCAGGUCCCUCCAUUGACAAUGAACCCUAGCCCUGCGGCUGUGGGAGUGGGGGGCCAGUCGUUACUGCUCGAGAGUAACCCUAUGAACGGCAGCAUCAUGGGCUCACCAUUUGUGGUACCACCAACUACAGAAGUGGGAUUGAAAGGGCCAACUGUUCCUUACUAUGAGAAAACCAGCAAUGUGCCAGCUGUAGACCAGGAGCUUCAGGAGCUGCUAGAUGAGCUCACCAAAAUUCAAGACCCUUCUCUGAAUGAGCUAGAUCUUGAGAAGAUACUGGGGACCAAGCCAGAAGAGCCACUGGUUUUAGAUCAUCCCCAGGCAACCCUGAACACAACUCCCAAGCCUUCGGUUCAGAUGUCGCACUUGGAGAGCCUGGCUUCCAGCAAGGACUUUGCUUCUAGCUGCAGCCAAGUUACUGGUGUGUCACUUCAGAUCCCACCCUCCUGCACGGGGAUCAGCUAUUCCAUUCCUUCCACCAGUAAGCAGAUGGUGUCACAGAGUUCUUCAAUGGCACAGUCCAAGAGCCAGGUCCAGGCCAUGCUCCCUGUCACUCUGCCCCCAUUACCAGUGCCUCAGUGGCAUCACGCCCACCAGCUGAAGGCAUUGGCAGCCAGCAAGCAGGGGUCUGCUACAAAGCAGCAAGGGCCCACCCCCAGUUGGUCUGGUCUGCCUCCUCCAGGACUGUCUCCACCUUACCGCCCGGUGCCAUCACCACACCCACCACCACCACGGCUGCCAGCACCCCCACCCCCAUUCAGCCCCCAGAGCCUCAUGGUGUCCUGCAUGUCAUCCAACACUUUGUCGGGCAGCACUCUUCAAGGCUCUCCCAAUGCCUUACUGUCAAGCAUGACGUCCAGCAGCAAUGCCGCCUUGGGGCCAGCCAUGCCCUAUGCUCCUGAGAAGCUCCCCAGCCCUGCUCUCACUCAACAGCCACAGUUUGGCCCACAGAGCUCCCUUCUUGCCAACCUGGUGUCCUCUACCAUCAAAACCCCCCAAGGACACCUGAUGUCCGCUCUGCCCACCAGCAACCCUGGGCCGUCCCCACCUUAUCGCCCGGAGAAGCUCUCCAGCCCAGGCUUGCCACAGCAGUCCUUCACCCCACAGUGCUCCCUGAUCCGAAGCCUCACUCCCACCAGUAAUCUUCUAAGCCAGCAGCAGCAGCAGCAGCAGCAGCAGCAGCAGCAGCAGCAGCAGCAGCAGCAGCAAGCAAAUGCGAUCUUUAAGCCCAUGACCAGCAGCUCAUCCAAAACCCUGAGCAUGAUCAUGCAGCAGGGGAUGGCAAGCUCCAGCCCAGGAGCCACAGAGCCAUUUACCUUUGGCAACACCAAGCCCUUGUCCCAUUUUAUUUCUGAGCUGGCUCCCCAGAAGAUGCCCUCCAUGCCUUCCACCUCUAGGCAGCCUUCCCUGCUCCACUACCUGCAGCAGCCGACGCCAACGCAGGCAUCUUCAGCCACUGCCUCCUCUACGGCCACCGCCACCUUGCAGCUGCAGCAGCGGCAGCCUGACCAUUCUUCAUUCCUUCUGCAGCAGAUGAUGCAGCAACCCCAGCGUUUUCAGCGAUCAGUGGCCUCGGAUCCCAUGCCUGCUCUGCCUAGACAGGGCUGUUGCCAUCUGUUUGCAUGGACUUCUGCAGCUAGCUCGGUGAAGCCCCAGCAUCAACACGGGAACUCUUUCACUAGCAGGCAAGAUCCUCAGCCUGGAGACGUGUCACCAGCUAUCAUUCAAGAGAAACAGAGAUCAGGUCUUAUGGCAAUGACCCCUGAACGGCAGAAUGCAUAUAUCUCACAACAGAUGAGUCAAUUUCAAGCCGUCCAAGAACAAGUCACCUCCAAGUGUAGCCGGACCAAGGCAAGCCCCCCAUCUAGCCAGCACAUGAUGCCACCCAGAACUGGGCUCCUUCAGAACAAUCUGAGUCCAGAAAUGAUCCCACUUACCAGGCACCAGAGCUGCGAGGGCAUGGGAGUGAUCUCACCAAAUCCAGGGAAGCAGCAAGGAAUUUCUGCCUCCAGCCCCCAGUUGCCCAUGCCCUCACACUCGGGCCAGACUCCCCUAGGCAGUCUUGGCUCUGUCUGCCUGCGUACACAGAGUCCCAAGGCCACCCCACCAGAAGUGCCCCUGCCUGGGUUCUGUCUCAGCCCCCUGGGCACCCAGUCCUUGAGUCCCCACCAGCUCAGACAGCCUCGUGUGCCAAGAAUGCCCACUGUGUUCAACAAUUGUGUAUGGGUCACAGCGGCAGCAGCUGUGACCACAGCAGUUUCGGGAAAACCACCCCUGAGCCGAGUGGAUAAUAGCGUUCAGCAGCAUUUUGACAGCAACUCCAUCUUUGCCAAGGCGCCUGUGAGAGUGCCCCUGGUAGCCCCAGCGUUCCCAGCGCAGCAGGCAGUAGUGCCUCCCAAUCAGAUGACCUCUGAAGGCAGGCCUGGCCAGAAGGUGAGUGCUGCUCUGGCCAACAACCUCCGCUUCAGCCUGCGGGGCAGCCAGAGCCUCAGGCAGAGCCCCGUGCGGGGCCCAGUGCCUGUAGCAAACACCACCAAGUUCCUCCAGCAGGGUAUGGCCAGCUUUAGUCCCCUGAGCCCCAUACAGGGCAUCGAGCCACCAAGCCGUGUGGCUGCUGCUGCCACCGCUGCUGCUGCUUCUGCCGUUGCCGCCAGCCAGUUCCCAGGUCCAUUCAACAGAACGGGUACUCCCCCUGAGCUGCCAUCUGCUGACUUUUUGCCCCAGCCCCAACCCCCACUAAAUGCUCUGAUUUUGCCACGUGACUGCAAUGAGGUAGAUUUCAUUGAUGCUCUCUUGAAAGGCUCCAGUGUGAGCACAGAUGAAGACUGGGUAUGCAAUUUGAGGCUGAUUGAUGACAUUUUGGAACAGCAUGCUGCUGCCCAGAUGCCACAGCCCAGAAUGCUUGAUGAGUCACCCAAGAUUCUGGGGCACUUCGCGUCGACAUCCCCAUGUUGACAUCUCCCUAGAGUGGUGUCGAUCCAUACCUGCAGUUGUCCCCCGUUACAGUUUGAGUGGUGUCAUCAGCCCAUGCCCAUCCCUCUCUACCUGUGACGAAAUGGAAAGCUGGUGAUUUUUCAAGCUAUGUGUACAUAUUUGAAAAUUUUGUAAAUGGUUUUCCUAAACAUUAAUGACAGAAGUAUUUAUACUUCAUUUGUGACUUUGUAAAUAAAGCGGCGGCUUUUGUUUCAGUAGAGUUGUGUUUACUAUGCAUCGUUUUGUGUUUAUUAUACAUUGUUACAAAUAUGCAGACUGUGUUGUUUGCUCCAGUGAUACCUUGUUAAGCUAGGUGGCUGAGUUGCUUAUGGUUUUGAUGCAAUGAGCAGUGUGGAUGUGACCAAGAGUUGUUGUGCAAGUUGACAAAUGCCAAAUAGAAAACCACUUGGCCAUUUAUUUCUGUGUUCACUGAAAACCCUAUUGCCUUGUGUGAUUCUUAAUCUCUUUUGCAAACCUUUCAGUCUCCGCUAGCUCUUUCCUAAUGAGCAUUUACAGCAGAAGCCGUUUUAUCGUUAAGUGCCCCACAGAGAUACUUUACCAGGAGGCUGAGAGAGUUCUCCAGAUCUAGGACAGGCGCAGAGAGAGCAUGUGAGCCAAGCACUGUCUUAGCAAUCUACCUUGAGGAGCUAGAGUAUCCUCCUCCCUUGACCAUUCAGACCGAAAGAAAAAGCCCAGCUUGUGUGCACCCUCGCGGGGUGAAGGUGAGCUGUUCCUGGUUCAAAGCCUUUCAGUAUUUGUUUUGAUGUAAGGCUCUGUGGUUUGGGGGGGAACAUCUGUAAACAUUAAUAGUUGAUUUGGGGUUUGUCUUUGAUGGUUUCUAUCUGCAAUUAUAGUCAUGUAUAUUUAAGUGUCUGUUAUAGAAAACCCACACCCACUGUCCUAUAAACUUUUCUCAGUGUCCAGACUGCGUAAUCACAUUUUAAUUGCCACCUCGUAUUUCACUCUACAUUUGAAAUCUGGCAUCUGUUUCGAGCCAGUGUGUUUUUUCUUCAUUCUGUAAUAAACAGCCAGGAGAAAAAUG
Callithrix jacchus (white-tufted-ear marmoset) is the source of this 7066-nucleotide messenger RNA. NCBI's taxonomy places the organism in Eukaryota, Metazoa, Chordata, Mammalia, Primates, Cebidae. The record is from RefSeq and is a predicted model, not a curated record.